GCAGUUGGAGGUCACGGUUAAUUAGUUGUGGGUUCACCCGUGGAGAGCUACUAGCCUUUGAUGUAGGGGGAUACAUUGGAUGGAGAAGAAGCUAUUAUUUCGAAGCCUUGCUACUUCUCACAUUACUGCCGUGAUUUACCAGCCUUUGCGGAGGGAGGUAGUAGCUGGACAUGAAGAUGGCAGCUUGAGGUGCUGGGAGCAGGACACUGGUAAACUGGUCAGCCUCAGUAACCACCACAAAGGAAGAAUAACAGACCUCCUUUUCUGGCCUGAGGGUAAGACCAUGUUCUCAGCGGCCAUUGAUUACACAGUAGUGCAGUGGUCACCUGCUGGAACACCAUUCAACACAAUUGAUUUAGGCUCUCCUAUCCACUGUCUAACCUGGAACCCUCGGAAGGAUGGCCUCCUCUGCGGCAGGGACGGAUACAUUUCACUGUUAACGCCCUCAGGAAAGAAUUCCACCAGUGGAAAUCCUCUUCUCUCAAGAAGAGAAACAAGAAUAGAAGGUCACUCUGGCAUUGUCAAGUGUCUGGUUUCCUUGGGUACCAAGGUCUACUCUGCUGGGUAUGACAACAUGCUGGUGGUGUGGGAAGUGUCCACUAUGCCUGGGGACCAGGACUCCCCCCUACGAGCCCUGGUGACUCAUACCAACGCUCACGACGCUGGUAUCACUACUCUCAUUGUGGCCAAGGACGCUGACAGUAGCACCUGGCUGGCUACUGGAUCCUUUGACGGCAAGUGCAAACUAUGGACUGGGGAUGGAAAACUAAUGUUUCAGGUGCAGUGCAGUGGCCCAGUGACGGGGCUCUGUCAGGUGCCCCACACUGGUGUGCUCUGGGUUGCAGCUGGGUCCUCUGUCAACUAUUAUGAGCCAAAGUCUGGAGAGUGUAUUACGGAUGUUGUGCCAAUUCUGAACAAUCAACGAAACCUGGACAAGCCCCAAGUCCAAGGUGUUCAGCUGCUCAAGUAUAUCCCAGAGGCUAACCAGGUUAUAGGGUCGACCCAUCUGAAGGAGGUGGUGGUGUGGGCGUACACUCCGAGCUGUAGCGUAUGUGUUCAUCCCUCCCCCUCCCCUCACGCCCACAUUGAGACCAUUGCUUACACCAACAAGAGGCCUAUACUGCUGUUCACUGGCACGAGUGAUGGGCUGGUUACUAAGUGGGAUAGACUGCAGCUCAAUCCAUUCAUGUACAGCACUGAGCAACUGCACUACAAGGCUCGGCUGGCGUCACAUCUCGUGAGUGAGGAGGCGGAGUGGAACCUGAUCAGGAUGGCAUUUGGAGGGGAUUCCCCCACUGCUGACAAGGGGCAGAGUCAACCAGAAACCAAGGAGGCCGAUAGAAAACUGAAGGAGAGAGCACGAAAGAAAUUGCUAGAGGCUGACUAUCGGGGUUUUGUGUGCUCAAUGUUUGUGGAGGAACUGGAUUACGUGGUCUGUUCUUGUCUUGACGGGAGAAUUGUGGUAUGGGGCUACGACAUGAGUACUGUUAGAGUGCUGAGUGAGCUACAGAGGAAGGCAAGAGAACUGGCCAAUGGACACAAGGAGACUAUCGGAGGAGAAAAAACUAGUACAGAAGACCCAGUGAUUAAUCGAGUAGCUGGGUUUAUGUGUAUGCACAUUCUGAACGGACACACCGGAUGUGGGAGUGGUCUGGAGCUGGUAGAGCACAAGUCAAAGCUUUAUCUGGUGUCUUCUGGUUGGGACUGUGCUGUUUGUGUGUGGGACUUGACUGAAGGACAACUUCUUGCCAAACUUCAGCACACGGACACUGCUUCCGAUGACAUCAUUACAUGCCUAGCCUACAGCCCUACCACGGACAGCAUAGCCUAUUCCAUGUCAAAUUGUAUAGUCUACUUGCGUCAGUUCUCCACACGACAGUCGGAGAUGAAGCUCACGGGGAAACUUGAGGGCCACACUGGCGAAGUAACACAGGUGAGGUGGAACAGUUUCACUGAGAAGUGGGUCACAGGCUCAGAGGAUGGGACCAUAAAGAUCUGGAGGAGUGACGGCCAGGGCGAGUGUGAGCAGCUGGUGUCUGUCGGAGGGCCUGUCUCAUUCGUCACCAUCGACAAGAAGUAUGGCUUCAUAUUGGCAGCCAUCCAUAAUGUUAUCAGGGUGUACAACACUGACCUUGAGUUACUGCAAGUGUGUAGAGGUCACGAAGACAGUGUUAGAGCUGUCUUACACAUACCGGAGAAUGAUCAGUAUGUGACAGCUGGCUGGGACAAGACCCUGAGACUUUGGUCGGCUUAUCAGCCACGGACUCAUACUUCAUAGCUAUAAUAAUUUUUUAUCGACUUUUUAAACUGAUGAUUUUUAUUUUUUUACACCAUUUUUAUACAUGUACAUGUAGACAGUC
Messenger RNA from Halichondria panicea, 2360 nucleotides. RefSeq lists its product as uncharacterized. Gene Ontology annotation, cellular component: Set1C/COMPASS complex. The record is from RefSeq and is a predicted model, not a curated record. Gene Ontology annotation, molecular function: histone binding. NCBI's taxonomy places the organism in Eukaryota, Metazoa, Porifera, Demospongiae, Suberitida, Halichondriidae. The coding region runs from base 80 to 2278 and encodes 732 amino acids. The transcript is spliced from 23 exons.